AUGUCUGUUGGGCAUCUUAUUUGGGUCAUAUCUAUAUUAUGUUUUCCAUUCGUUGAAUCUCUAUUUCGUGAUAUAACCACAUUGUCAAAUAAUCCUCUUAAUUCUGAUCUAUGCUCUGAUAUUUACGUCGAUAAUGUCACAUUCGGCAUUAUUCAUAGUUUAAAAUAUUACGAAGGUCAACUUCAUCCAUCGAAUAUAUCAUGCUCGUGGACAAUCAUUAAUAAACAACUUCAAUCCGCCUCUUCGUAUUUUAUUCUUUCUCUUCGGUCAGUUGAAUAUGAUGAACGUUUAACAUCAUCAACAAACUCGAAAUAUUUUCUUGAAUUAAAUUUAUCAUCUCCAACUAAAUUAUAUCGUUUUGAUGAGAUAAUCACUUCAAAAACACUCUAUAUACCAUCAUCACGACUCACAAUCAAUUAUAUUUCACGUUACAACAAUCUACAACAGUACAAUUCUCACAUUCGAACAGAUCCAAAUGUAAAACGUUUUUUGAUCGAAUUUAUAUCUGUAUCAAAUUCAAGUUCGAUAGAUAAUGAUUAUUUUAAAUGCAGAAAUUUGAAAUAUAUCGCUAAAAAUUGGCAGUGUAAUUGCAUUGAUGAAUGUGAAGAUGGAUCGGAUGAAGAAAAUUGUUCGCUCAAACAAUGUAAUGAACAACCACCAAUUAGUCCAACCCAAACGUGUAGAUAUGAUGAAUAUUGGUGUUUACCACAACAAUCAAAAUUCCGAACAUUUUCUGAUUAUCCACUUAUCGGAACAAAAGGCAUAUCAUGGCCAAAUUUUGAACAAGAAUCAGAAGGCGAGAGUGCCAAUGAUUAUUGGAUUAAGAAUGAUAAAAUUGAUCUAGAAGGUGUCUGUGUCCCUGAUGUUUCUUUACCUUGUCCAUCUCAGCUGUCGAGCGAGUGUGCAUAUUCAAAAUCAAUCUCCACUCGUUAUCAAUGUUCAUAUUCAACCGAAUCUGGUUGUUUAACAUUCGUCUACAGAAAUAAUCACGGCUCAAUACAUAUUGAUUCACUUACAUUAGAAAAUUUUCUUAUGGAUAAAAAAUAUAAUUCUCUUUGUUACAUAGUCGUGGCCCAAUUACAGCAUAAACUAAAAUUACAUUUGAAUACUAGUGGUUUGUUCAACCCACUUGAAAAUAAAUUACUACCUAUUUUUGAACUGAAUGUUUAUGAUGGUAGUGAACAACAGCAAAUUCUUCUCCACACGUAUCUGUCGCAUUAUCAGUAUUAUCAAGAACGAAAAGUGAUCGAAAUUCAAACAAGAAUUAGUCAUAUAGCUACUAUUGUCAUUAGGAGAAAAGAUUACCAACAACAACAAGAAUCUUUGAAAGGGUCAGUUCAAAAACAACAACUACCAUUAACAGUGACAAGAGCAUAUCAUGAUGAAGAUGUGGUGGGUUAUAUUGGUAGAACCAAUAAAUAUAAACACACAGCGGUGACUGAUCACAGUAUAAACACAGCCACAGAAAAUCGAUAUCAGCAGUCAAUUGGUGGCAAAAAUUCAAUUUUAGUCGAUAUUAUGUAUGUACAACAAUUAUGUCCGGAUGAAAAAAUACCAUGUGGACGUUAUGAAACAAAAUGUUAUUCGAAAUAUGAGCGAUGUGAUGGGAAGUGGGAUUGUAUAUCUGGUGAUGAUGAAUUAGGCUGUUCGUCUGAUCAUUGUCCAACGACUUUUGCUUGUGGCGUUUAUCAACAACCUCAUGGAUCACUCGAAAUACAAUCAGCUUUGGAGAUCUUGAAUGAUAACGCGAACAUGUUAGGAAAUACAGUGAAUAAAAUUGUAGAUAUACCAUUUUCAUCCUCACAAACUCAACAAGCACAAUUUCCCCCAUCCCAGCGUUGUUAUACAUGGUCGGAACGUUGUAAUGGCAAUGCCUUUUGUCUUGAUAAAUCUGAUGAAAAAAUGUGUACAAAAUGGUUUUGUAAUUCAAAAAAUGGCACAUUUCUAUGUCAAAAUUUUAAAUGCAUAUAUGAAUCGUGGCUAUGCGACGGUGCUGAUGAUUGUGGUGAUAAUUCAGAUGAAAGCGAUUGUGCAACACGUUUACCGAGGCGAAUUGUAACAGCAGCCGUUGUUGGAUCAACUGUUUGUUGUACAUUGUUUAUUAUUGCACUUGGGUGCACAUGUAAACUAUAUCAUUUGAGAACAGCUGAAAGACGGGCUGCAACGCGGCUAUUGAAUCCUCAACGAUACAGUGAACGACAUCGACAACGACAUCAACCUACAACAUCAACAACAACUGGAACGGACACUGGAAAUACAAACAAUAGUACAGAUGCACGUCGACUAGCACCGCCGUCUUAUAAUCAAACAAUGGGUCUUGUCGAUGACAAUGAAGAACGUCAAAUUGCAUUAGCUGAACAUUUGAGAUUAGCCGGUUUAACAAAUUUCAUUUCGUUACCAUCUAUCACAUCUACACAUUCAUCACGGACUUCACGCUCAACUUCUCGCUCGCGCCACAGACGUCAUCGGCGACAUCGUCAUCGACGUCAUUACUCAUUAGGUGAAUCAUUGUCUCGCGUCGCUCUUCUAGAACCAAAUAAUGCUCCAGCCUUAUCUAAUAACACAAAUGAUAAUAUCAUUCCAAAUGUUUCAUUUAUUCAAACGUCUUUGACACCUUUUCAACGGUUACGUUCUCAUUUGUCUCAUGGGUUGUCAUUAUUAAGACCAUCAGUAGCAAUUUCUCCAACCUCCCAACAACAACAACAACAACAACUACAACAACAACAACAAUCGUCAAGUCAAUCAGCAGUAGCUGAUUUUGAUAUUUAUGAACGAUUACCAAGUAUCUGUUUUAAUAAUGAAGACUUACGACCUUUAACAGCAAUCGUACCAUCUCCACCAUCGUCAUUAGUAACAACAGAACGUCCAGAUUAUUUGACAUCUGAUUUUAUUCAAGCACCACCUAAUCGCGAACUACCUCCUCCUUACACUCUUCUAACCGUCGCUGAACAGCAACUAUGUCAGAAUUCGAAUAGUAGACGAAGUAGUAACAGCAGUACUAGUACCUCAGCAACAACAAAUCAAGAACAAGGACGACCAAUUAUAUUAUUUCGUAAAAGAAAUUCGACGUUACAAAAUCGUCUAAGACAACUUGUGAGAAAUAUUGGUGGUGGCGGUAGGCCACAACAACAAAAUGAAAACACACUGUGUCAAAUGCAUCCACAACAGCCCAGUGCUACGACACAAACUGAGCUAGGUGAAAUUGAUUCUCAUCAUAGUGAUGAUGAUAAAUUGUUAACACCAUAG
This is a messenger RNA of Didymodactylos carnosus, 3246 nucleotides long. NCBI's taxonomy places the organism in Eukaryota, Metazoa, Rotifera, Eurotatoria, Philodinida, Philodinidae. The record is from the annotation of a GenBank genome assembly.